AUGCCGGAAGCCCAGACGCCAGCUCCGGAUCACCAGGCGAUCUCUCCAACCUGUCCAACUGCUACCGCGCGAGAGGAAGCCGUCGUCCAUGGCCUAGAGGUGACUCGUCUCACGCAAUGUGCGCACUGGCACUCGGACCGCGACAUCAUCGCCAUCCGACACAAAUGCUGUGGCCGCUACUACGCCUGCAUCAGCUGCCAUGAGGCGCUCGCCCAGCAUGAUCCUGCUGUCUGGCCUAGGAACGAGCGAAAUGCCAAGGCCAUUCUUUGCGGCAAUUGUCGUGGCGAACUGAGCAUUGAUGAGUAUCUGUCCUGCGGCUCAACCUGUCCUACAUGCAAAGCCGCCUUCAACCCUGGAUGCGCAAACCACUAUGACCUCUAUUUUGAAAUGGAGUGA
Messenger RNA from Clonostachys rhizophaga, 396 nucleotides. The record is from the annotation of a GenBank genome assembly. Lineage: Eukaryota; Fungi; Ascomycota; Sordariomycetes; Hypocreales; Bionectriaceae.